UGUGAGAGUGACGUAAUAAGAGACUUGCCUGGGUGGCUUUCUACUUCGCCAUCCUAAUGUACGGCACAAUCGACCAAGCAAGGCCACUCAUUCCUAAGGUAGCACGAGACUCGGUCGUGAUUGUGGCAAAGAGUUGCUAACCCACAUUCGGGUUAUACAAAAAAAUUUGUCACUUUGCAAGGCACAAUUUUGACGACAAUUAAAACUCCUCAAUCCCGUGAUUGAUUCAGUGUUGGCAGCUCGAAAAUAAUAAGAAGAAAAGUUUCGUCCUCACAAGGUCGUUUGAAUAUCGUUUGUUGCGCAUUCGGAAGCAACAAUGGGAACAACUCAUGAGAUACCAAUAACACCUCGAUAAUUUUGCUUUUGAAGGCAUACAUGGCAGCUUCGUAAUUGUUCCCACGAGUCGAGUUCGUGUCCUUCUGAAACCUUACUCAACUUCCUCAUUCAGGCCCCCAUUCCAAGUUCAGCGCAUCACAGCCAAGGAACUAGAUAGAGCGACGACGAAAGCAACUCAGUUGUCAAUUCGAUCUCGUGAGACUCGGUCACAAAGACCACUCACUUACUUUGUACGUUCACUGUCUACACAUAUACAUAGAUAAAGUUCCUCUGAUCGAAACUUCGGCACUCCUAUCGGUUCGCAAUUGUUGCGUUGUACGGAAUCUUGGUCCAACAUGGCUGCGACAAGAUUUUCCUCGGCCAUUCCCAUGCACAUUCCAGGGGGACUUGAGGGUGGAUCGAGCGCCUCGGCUCCACCCACCCGGAACAGUUCCACAGUGGGAUUCUCCGGCUCCUAUUUUGGUUCCAUGAUGAGUUUCAGGGUAAGGAAGUCCAUGACGGCCCACAUGAACCCUUCCCCCUUGAUGGAGAAGAAGCUAAUCCGGACCCGCCGUAUGUCUGAAGCUGUCAGAAGUCCUGAAUCCAUCCGAGGGAAGACGCCCAGGCUCAUGAGAAUCCCUACAGAGAUUGGAGACAUCACCAAGGAGUGGGCCCGCCUGGUGGUCAAUCAACAUCUCUUCAAACUGGACAAAGAAAUGAUCCUCACUGAAGACCAGAUCACGCAUUUCCAUGUCGAGGAUUGCAAAUCCGGUUCGGGCGAUUUCAGUUGCACCUACAAGCUCGACGUUCAAGUAAGGAGCUCCAAUGGGGUUGUGGACGGCUACAGUUUUGUGGCCAAACUUUUGCCAGCCGAAGAUGCCGGCCGAGCUUAUGUGUUUGAGGCCAACCUCCUGGAAAAAGAGAUUGAGAUGUACUUCGAAGUGCUGCCGUCCCUGAGAGCCUUCUUGCGCGAUCAAAAGUCGGGAGACAGGAGCGCCAUCAUUGACCGGAGUGUGCCCGAAUGUGUGUACGGAUCGCACAACAUGGAUGGCGCGGGUGUAUUGGUUUUCAACUCCAGUUUGGAAAAUGGCUUCCGGCAUUGCGACAAUCCCGAGGGUCUUUCUGCUGAUGAACUAUUAAUCACAGUGGACCGAUUGGCUCAAAUCCACGCCUCCGGUCGAGCAUUUUUGGCCGAAAAGACUGAAGAAUUGGUGCGACGCAGAUAUCCUUCGCUCUCUAAAGAUAUGUACACAAAUGGGCUCUUGCUCGACCAAUUCAACCAGAAUCUUCAGACCUACUCUGAUCUACUCCACAGUGCCCCAUUGGGCGAGUUCAGCGAAGCCAAGGAGCUCUUUGACAAGCUGAGGUGCGAACAUGGUGUUUGGGAUAUGCUCCAAGGGCUCAAGCGCCGAGGUCCGGAAUCCCUGAACACCAUCAUUCACGGCGAAUUAUGGGAAAAGAACAUUCUCUUUCACGCCAAUGAGCCGAAAUGUGUUCUCCUUGACUGGAAGAACGCCAAGAUUGCUUCUCCCAUGCUGGAUCUAGCCUUCCUGUUGUUCUCGUCUUCCAAUAUUCACAUGAUUUCCACCGAGGGUCAGACCAAAGUUCUCAAAGCCUAUCAUACGAGUUUUUGCUCCACCCUGAAAAACCUCAUGCCGAAAUGCAAGCCUCCAAGCUUUAGCGCACUUCAAGUGGACUUCCUUCAAACCGUUCGCGAUGCCUUAAUGCAAUCUAUUUGCAUUUUCGUGCAAGAGAUGGAGUUUAUGGAAAACGCCAUCACCAAAACCGCCGGCCAAGACGUUGAGUUGGUUAAUAAGAUGCAAAUAUACGAGAGGCGGGCCAUGAAUCUACUUUUGGGGAUUGAUUUCGCUAGUCUGCCACGGGACACAGAUUCGGAUGAAGAUGAAGAUAUGUUGAUGGGUAGAGCAUCAUCCACGCCUCGAACUCUGAGAUUCAAGAGGGCCAAAGGCUUCAGGAUUGGAUUGGAAGAUGACGACGACGACGACGAGGAUGAUGAUGGCGAUGAAAGCAGCGGCGAAUUCGAUGAUGACAGAGAUGCUUCCGGUUACAUAUCUGUCUAGCUCAAAUCACUUCGAAAACAAUCAGGCUAUGCGGUGUUAAAUUGUGUUCUGGUUGGUUCAGGUGAUCAAGUUGUGGAACUCUCAUGAAAUGGUUCCAACCUAAAAUUUCAGUUUGAUUCGAGCAGUCAAACAUUGACUAAUUUUUGUCGAUCCCCAUAAGAAGCACCCCUGCGUCCAAUUCAAAUGACUUUUUACAUAUAAAUCUAAGCCAUUUUUCUAGUAUCAUAAUUUGUUGCCAUAUAUAUUUGAGCUAAAUUAAGAAAUAAAAUUUCAAUAGUAGAGACUUUAA
Messenger RNA from Tigriopus californicus, 2685 nucleotides. RefSeq lists its product as uncharacterized. Lineage: Eukaryota; Metazoa; Arthropoda; Copepoda; Harpacticoida; Harpacticidae. The record is from RefSeq and is a predicted model, not a curated record. The transcript has a single exon. The coding region runs from base 672 to 2396 and encodes 574 amino acids.